AUGCAGCCACCUUGGUAUAUUGGCCUCAGUAGUCUUACUCAAGACAAGUCAUCUCUCCACCUUCACGGUCGUCGGAAGCCCCAACCACACCAGCCACAGCAACAGGAAUGCGAGCUGUUCUUACUUCACCUUCACUGCGAGCCUCGAGGACAAUCAUCCCAGGCUUUGCUUGCUUUUCCGGUUGAGGCCAUGCGAAUUCACUCGCUACUCGCACCGCAUCCAGCCGGACUCGAGCAACGUCGGCCCGGCAAUGGUUCGCUUGAAAUGCGCCGGCUCAGUCCCUCAUUCCAGAUGCCGCUCACCGAUCGGGCCCUUCCCGCUCGCAUGUCUCUCCAUAAUCAGCCGCUGGCCGCUGGACGAGCACGAACGACGAGAUGGCGGAUGCGACAAACACCAAAGAGCGAGCCGCAUACAAGACAUGGGCCUCCUUUCAUUUCUUUUUCCCCGUCGCUGACUUCCUCCACGGAAACCUCCUCGACAACUUCUACAUGCGCCAGCCGAUGUUAG
This is a messenger RNA of Colletotrichum costaricense, 507 nucleotides long. RefSeq lists its product as uncharacterized. The record is from RefSeq and is a predicted model, not a curated record. Bases 1 to 507 code for a protein of 168 amino acids. The transcript has a single exon. NCBI's taxonomy places the organism in Eukaryota, Fungi, Ascomycota, Sordariomycetes, Glomerellales, Glomerellaceae.